Molecule: messenger RNA, 3997 nt
Organism: Ochotona curzoniae (black-lipped pika)
Lineage: Eukaryota; Metazoa; Chordata; Mammalia; Lagomorpha; Ochotonidae
Gene: FAM120B
Product: family with sequence similarity 120B
Exons: 10
Coding region: 406-2994 (862 amino acids)
Cellular component (GO): nucleus
Source: RefSeq, a predicted model, not a curated record
ACCUUUUCUGAGAUGUCCGUCACUCCUGCCAUGCACAGUUCAGUGUGUUUCAGAGACAUCUGUGGAGCAUUGGCCACAAAGAGCUUAGUUAUUUGUCACCCCAGAAGUGUCCCUCGCACCCUCCCUGUCAUGUGCCUGUACCCGGGUAGCCACUGGACUGCUUUCUGCCACUAUAGGUGAGCUGUUUAUAUACUCCAGUCUUCUGCAAGUUGUAUCACAAUGGUACUCAAUGUGUCUGGCAUUUUUAACUCAGAAAAAUUAUUUUGAUGGUCAUUCAUGUUGCCCACUUCACCUUAUGUUUUAGGAUUUUAAAACUAACUUGUGUUUGAAUUCCUGGAUGGAAAACUUAACCCCUAUGUGUCUCUGGUUGAGAACCAUCUUAAAAGACAAUUGCUUCAUCAUAAGAUGUGGGAAGAUCCCUCCUGUGUUCUGACUAAAAACUUGUGGGUGCUCAAUUCUGUCUUGUUUGGCUGUGCCUGGGAUUACACACUAAUUGCUGCUUUCUUUUUUUUUUUUUUUUCUAGAUCCUUUCCCAGGUUCUCAGUGAUGGGGGUGAGAGGUCUGCAGGGGUUUGUGGGAAGCACCUGCCCACAUGUAUGCACAGUGGUGGAUCUCAAGGAAUUGGCUGAGAAACAUCGCACCAGGUACCCGGGAUGUAUUCCCACCAUUGUGGUUGACGCCAUGUGCUGUCUCAGGUACUGGUACACUCCGGAGUCUUGGAUCUGCGGUGGCCAAUGGCGAGAAUACUUUUCUGCUUUGCGAGAGUUUGUUAAAACCUUCACAGCAGUUGGCAUCAAGUUGGUUUUCUUCUUUGAUGGAAUGGUGGAACAGGGCAAGAGAGAUGAGUGGGUGAGAAGGAGGCUCAGAAACGGCAGGGAGAUAGCUAGGAUCUUCCAUCACCUCAAGACACAUAGGGAGCAGCCAGGCAGGAACAUGUUCUUCAUCCCCUCAGGCUUGGCCAUAUUUACACGCUUUGCGCUGAAGACACUGGGCCAGGAAACCCUGUGCUCCUUACAAGAGGCAGACUACGAGGUGGCUUCCUAUGGUUUGCAGCAUAACUGCCUUGGGAUUCUCGGAGAAGACACAGAUUAUCUCAUCUAUGACACGUGCCCCUACUUGUCCAUCAGCGAGCUCUGCUUGGAGACCCUCAGCACCGUCAUGCUGUGCAGGGAGAAGCUGUGUGAGAGCCUGGGUCUCCAGGUAAUGGACCUCCCUCUGCUGGCCUGCCUUCUUGGCAAUGAUGUGGUUCCCGAGGGCAUGUUUGAAAGCUUUCGUUACAGAUGCUUGUCUUCUUACACCUCUGUAAAAGAGAAUAUCAACAAAAAAGCUAACAUGAUCUUAGCGGUGUCAGACCACAUAUCCAAAGUCCUUCAUGUGCAUCAAGGGGAGAAAGCCUUAGAGGAGAUGCUACCUUUGGGACCAAAUAAAGCUCUUUUUUAUAAAGGAGUGGCAUCAUAUCUUUUGCCAGGACAGAACUCUCCAUGGUUUUCUCAAAAAUUCAGAGGUGAAAUAACUUUGAAUCAGCAAGUAAUAUCUGUGGGUCCAGAGCCUGAGGUCAAGCAGGAAGUUCCCAUGUGUACAGAGCCUGAGGUCAAGCAGGAAGUUCCCAUGUGUACAGAGCCUGAAUUCAAGCAGGAAGUGCCCAUGUGUACAGAGCCUGAGUUCAAGCAGGAAGUGCCCAUGUGUACAGAGCCUGAUUCCAAACAGGAAGUUCCCAUGUGUAUAGAUUCUGAUUCUAAGCAGGACAUUUCCAUAUGUACUGAUCCCGAGUCAAAGCGGGAAGUUCCCAUGUGCACCGACCCUGAGUCCAAGCAACAAGUUCCCAUGUGUACAGAGCCUGAAGUCAAGCAAGAGUUGCCUAUAGGAACAGGCCCAGAAUUUAUGCAAGAAGCAUCCAUAAGUACAAAUCUGGAGGUCAAACAAGAAGACCCCGUGGCUAUGGGGUAUGAAAUAAGGCAACCAGUAACUAUGGUUUCAGACCCUGAAAUCUUACAGAUUGCUCGAACACAUCAUGUGCAAGGAGAAAGCUACCUGGUGUACAAUAUUGUGAGCAGCGGUGAGAUCGAAUGCAGCAACACCUUGGAGGAUGAGCUGGACCAGGCUCUGCCCAGCCAGGCCUUCAUCUACCGGCCCGUGCGACAGCGUGUUUACUCCCUCUUGCUGGGGGGCAGUGAAGAUGGCACCAGCACCGGCCCGACUGUCAAGGAGUGGUUCGUGUACCCCGGAAACCCACUGAAGCACCCUGACCUCGUCAGGCCUCUGCAGAUGACUGUGCCAGGGGGAACGCCUAGCUUGAAACUGUUAUGGCUGAACCAAGAGCCAGAAGCUCAGGCUCAGCGCUUGGAGACCCUGCUGGCCUGUUUCAACCUCUCCUCCUCUAAGGAAGAGCUACAAGCCAUCGAAAGCCCCUUUAGGGCUUUAUGCUGCCUCCUCAUCUACCUGUUUGUCCAGGUGGACACUCUUUGUCUGGAAGACUUGCAGGCCUUCAUUGCUCAGGCUUUGUGCCUCCAAGGAAAAUCUACUGCACAGCUCAUAAACUUGCAGCUCGAUUACAUCAACCCCAGAGCUGUGCAGCUCGGCUCCCUCCUGGUCCGUGGCCUCACUACCCUGGCCUUGGUCAACAGUGCUUGUGGCUUUCCUUGGAAGACCAAUGAGUUCAUGCCCUGGAACGUAUUUGAUGGGAAGCUUUUUCAUCAGAAAUAUCUGCACUCAGAAAAAGGACACUCCGUGGAGGUUCUUCUAGAGCAGAAUAGGUCUCGGCUCACCAAGUUCCACAACCUGAAGGCUGUGGUUUGCAAGGCCUGCCUGAAGGAGAACAGACGCAUUGUGGGCAGAGCACACUGGGACUCACACCACACAGGGAGGUGGGGAAGACAGGGCUCCAGCUCCCACAGGACAAGCUCUGGCUACAUCCGCUCUGGGCAGGGGCAGCCGUGGAGGAACCAGGGACCAGGAAGCAGACAGCAUGAGCAUGACCAGUGGAGAAGGUACUAGCAGGCUCCCCAGAGUGACAGAUAUCGUCCAUCUACUGGUUCAGUCACUAAAUGUCCUUCAUUGAGGCUUGGCCCAUCUGAAGCCAGGAGCCCAAACUUCAUCUGGAUUUGUCACAUGGCUGGAGUGGACCCAGUCACUUGAGCUGUCACUGCUGCCUGCUGGGCACACAGUACCGGGAGGUUCGAUGCUGAGUGCAGCCAGGACUGGACCCAAGCACUUGGACUUGUGACUUAGUUCGGUGCCCGCAGAGCUCUGCCUGAUUUCAUGCCUAUCCUGAAGGAUCUGACUUUGGUGUGAGUGUUCACCUCCAGUCCAUUUUUGCUCCUGCACCACUUGAAAUCACUGCUACUUCUAGAAGUUCCUCCCAGUUCUGUUGCUUUGCUGCUUAUUUGCAGAACUUUGUAGUGAAGUCCUGAUCUGUUAUUCCAGGGGUAACAACUACCCAGCCUGGACUGCAGGCCUCUGGUCAGGCCCUGUCACGGCUACCCAAGUAGGACUCGAAGUUGGCAAUGGUAAUUGGACAACAUUAGUCAAAAAUCUAAAUAUGUAUGUUUUGAAACAAGCCCUAUUUUUGGAUGUCCUCCAACCUCAAAUUAAUUUAUUUCUGAGUUUGAAACAUUUCUUUCAGCACUGUAGAAAAUCUGAAAAUGAUGUCUCCUCAAAUUAUUCUUGCAGCCUCAUUUUUAAGUUGAUAAUUUAUCACAUAUAACAUAAAUAUACAAAUGGUAAUUGGCAAAAAUAAAUAAAUUCAGCACUCCACUCUUGCCUUGCCUUAGACUGUGAGAGAAGACUUUUAUGACAAUUGUGUUCUCCUUUCAUAAUCUCUGAAUUGUAACUUGUCAAUGAUUAACCAACUUAAGAAGUCAUUGAGGGGCUGGAGUUGCUCCACUAAUGGUGGUGGUUUCCACCGUCAUCCCAUAUCGGAGCAACAGUUCCAUCUAAGCUGUUCUACUUGUGAGCCAGUUCCCUGCUAACAUUCUUUUUUUUAAAAAAAAAGAUUUAU